AUGAUAUUGCGACAAGGUCUAGCACUUCUGGUCGUAGCUGCGGUCGCUCUGGGGCAGAGCAAGAGCCAGAGGGCAGACCCAACCUAUGCCGGAUGGAAUGUGUUGGAAGUGAUGUCCUUACCCCCGUUUCUGAAUCUCGAAACCUUUGGAUUUCCCAGUCACACAGAGCUCCUCAGCUUUAAUACAGGAACCGGUACAACCGUAUUAGCAGUGGCCCAGGAUAAGCUUUCUCAGUUCAUACAACAAUUAACGGAUUCCGGCGUGGCCUUCCAAACCAAGUUACAAGAUCUCUCCCAAUUAUUCUUAUCACCUCUUACGUACGACAUGACAAGGAGUCUCCCGAGAGGCGACACUACCUUUGAUCGCUACAUGUACUAUCAAGAGAUCGUGUCGUACAUCGAAGGUCUGUCCUCCAAAUACCCAAACAAGGUUCAGGUUGACGAGAUUGGCCGGAGUGUCGAGGGCAGACCUAUAUAUCUCAUUACCCUCAACAAGAAAACCAAAUCCCGAAAAGCCGACAAACCUGUUAUAUUCAUAGAAGCAGGAGCGCACGCGAGGGAGUGGGUGUCCCCGGCCUCGGCGCUGUACCUGGUGGAGCGCCUGCUGGAGAGUCCGUCCCUCCUGCGCAAUGCCGAGUGGCGCGGUCCGCUGCUCAACCCCGACGGCUACGUCUUCUCCUGGAACCAUGACCGACUGUGGAGGAAGAACCGCGCCCCUUCAUCUGUUCCCGAAUGCGUUGGCGUUGACCUGAACCGGAACUUCGACUUCUACUGGGGAGGAGUUCAGGCCAGUAUGGACCCUUGCUCUGACCUCUACCAGGGCUCAAACCCGUUCAGUGAGCCUGAGACCAGAGCGCUGAGGAAAGCCGUCUCUGACGUCAAGAGAAGAACCAAGGCAUACGUGUCGCUUCACUCCUAUGGGCAAACAUUCCUGUAUCCUUGGAGCUACUCCAGAGCCGUCAACAACUCCAAAACUAGAGACCUGGUAAAUUUAGCGGACGGAAUGGCGAGGAAGGUCGAAGCCGCCGGUGGGACGCGCUACAAUAUUAGCGGCAGCGGAGUUUCAAUUCUCGUCGGAGGGGCGUCUGACGACUGGGUGGCGAGCCAGGGCGUGCCGUACGUGUACACCAUGGAGCUGCGUGACAAGGGCGAAACCGUCUUCCACCUUCCCGAGCAUCUCAUCGUCCCCACGGGAGAAGACGUGUGGGCAGCCAUGAAGUAUCUCGGGAGGAAACUUCGCUACAGAAAGAAGAACAAAAGGAACUAAGUGCUGUUCUCAAGACGAAGAAGAACAACGAGGAAGAAACUGCAGUUUUAGCGUUGGAUACUGAUAUUUAUAUUAGAUUGAGAGAAAUAAUGGUGCGGGCGAGAGGAAUUAUGAUAAUGACGAUGGUGAAUAGGAGGAGGGGAAAUAAUGAAGAGAACAAAUCAAUGGCAAUAAAUUCAAACACUGUGUCGUAACAGGAUAUCUUGCAAACAGAGCAAUCGGAGGGAUGAAUACGACGAAGAUCAGAAAAAGAAAGAAAAAAAGAAAGGAAGUCCUGCGUCGGGAGGCGAAGCGACUGAAGAAACGUAAUACCAAGUGUUAGAAAUGGAGUUGAAAAAACGGUUUCUCCCCUAAUUAGAAAAACAAAUCUUCAGCCUACACUCUGUAAUAUUAUAAUAUUGUUAGUUAGUGAUGUAUUUAUUUACAUAUUUAUCAAUUCCAUAAUAUUUAUAUAAAUUACUAAUAAAAUUACUGAGUUGUA
This is a messenger RNA of Penaeus chinensis, 1747 nucleotides long. RefSeq names its product carboxypeptidase B-like. NCBI's taxonomy places the organism in Eukaryota, Metazoa, Arthropoda, Malacostraca, Decapoda, Penaeidae. Gene Ontology annotation, biological process: proteolysis. The record is from RefSeq and is a predicted model, not a curated record. Gene Ontology annotation, molecular function: metallocarboxypeptidase activity; zinc ion binding.